Theileria parva strain Muguga is the source of this 7552-nucleotide messenger RNA. RefSeq lists its product as uncharacterized. Lineage: Eukaryota; Apicomplexa; Aconoidasida; Piroplasmida; Theileriidae. The record is from RefSeq and is a predicted model, not a curated record. The coding region runs from base 46 to 7515 and encodes 2489 amino acids. The transcript has a single exon.
AUUCUCUAGGUUUUUGGAAACAGGUGCCCUCGCAUCUUCUAGGAUAUGGAUACUGCCAUUACCCUAGAUGAAAACGCUCUUCAGUGGUGUAACGGAAAUUAUGAACUGGUUUACUCAUGUUUGAAGCAUUUGAGGAAAUUUUCAAAAAGAAAAGGGCCAAGGAGUAAAUCACGGGAUGGAAGUUAUAAACUCGGAUUUUUCCAUAAAUUCUGGAACAAAUGUUUACCAAAACAUUUAGUAAAGGAUGAUUCUAGUGUAUUGAAGGAGAAUGAAUCCGACGAUGAGUUGACGGAAUCUGAAGAUGAGGACUUUGAGGAUUUGUGUGAUCCAAGCAAAGAUGUUAAUUUAAAGACUAAUUUGUCCACCUUAAAAACAGCAAUAGUUGAUUGUAUGACUAAAAGUGAUUUUCACAGGCCAAGACUAGUACCCAAAAGAAGAUUAUAUGUUACUAAAGAGCAGCUUACACAAUAUGUAAGCUCAAGGUUCAAGGAUUUGCUUGAAAAUCUGGAUAAGAUUGAGGAUUUCAGUAAAAUAUGUAAUGUGGAUCAGUUUCUAUGCUGUGAGUUGUUGUACGAAGGGUUGUUCUACUAUGGAGUUAACGACAGUCAGCACAUGCCAGAGUUUACAAUAAUAGAGAACAUGCUCUUCAGACAAACACUAUUCCAACUCAGGAGUAUCAUAUCACUAUUCUACUUUGUAAAUAAUGGAGAAUAUUUGACGGACGAUAAGUUUGAGCCAGACGAAGUGUUUCCAGAAGCCAUUGAUAUUUUAAAAAACCUGACCGAUAGAGGCUUAGUUAGGAACUUGUUCAUAUUACUUCUGUCCACAAUUGAUGAAACAAACAGAUUUUAUGAGUAUAAAUCAGGAAAUGCACCAGAGUACCAUCUCAGUAUUAGUAGAGAUCCUAUUAGCCGUGAUAAACUGGACUACGACCUUGUGUUUAAGCAUAAUUCAUUAUACUUGAAUACUCUGUUUGAGUUAUUGUCAUCAUAUUAUACGGUUUUCUCACCAAUGGAAAGUGAUUUGAAGUAUUUGGUUUCAUUUUUGCCUCACGUAUUUGACUUCACGAGGAUGUUUAACUUCCCAGAGUUUGGAAAUAGUCUUUUGAUGCUGUUUGAAAACUAUACAGGGGAUGAUAUUAGUGCAUUUUAUCCUAAAUCACCCAGGUCAGUCAUGGUUUGGAUAACAACAAGGGAUUUUGAUAAGCUCACAGAUAACAAGUUGACGUGGAAAUUGUGUAACUUACUCAUGAUCAUGGUGAAUACAAAUAUUAAGAGAAUAGACCAGAACCUUAACAUGUCCUAUUUCGAUGAAAGCACUCUCAAAAUCUUCAAAAAAGAUCCUCAUCCCUUGUUCUAUAGAGGUUCUCUUGAUCAGAAUAAUUUGAAAACAGAAACUACACCCGAUUUUAAAGUGGGUUCAAAUAUGAAGGCCGGUGACCCUAAAGCUGAGGAAGUUGAGGACAAGCUUAAAUUUGAAAGAUUUGAUUCAAAGAAGUUGAAGGAUCUUGAGGAAACUAGAGAAUUGUACUCAGAUGUUGAGUUGGUGAUUGAUUUUGUACUUUACGGAGUAUAUUUUAAGGAUAAGGAGAAGAUACUGGAAGGCCUCAGCAGUAACGUGCUACGGAUAUUUCUUAAAGUAUAUGAGCAAUUUCUUGAAAACAAGGAAAAGUUUGAUAUAGGAUACCUACCAGUGUAUACAAAGUUGUUGAAGUUUCUAUUCUCUAAUCUUUUCAAACAGGGCGAAGGCCUGAGUAAGACUUGGUAUGACCUGAUAAACUACGAAAUCAUGUGUAAACGUAAAUUGGAGGAGUUAUCAAGACAAGUGGUUGAAGAUGAGAUUAACGCAGCGAUUUUUAGAGAGCCUGGAACUACUUUGAUAAAUUUGCUGCAGCUAUUUUCAAAGAUUUAUACUGAAAGAGACUCAGAAUUUCUGUUUAAGGUGUACCAGAGCAUAGUUGAGUCUUACAAGUGCCUAAUCCCAGACAGAACUUCACUCCUGUUCACACAUAAUAACGCAAAUUAUAACUAUGAUUACUUCAUAGUGAAAUCAUCCCUGACAGAUAAUAAACCGAUGGAUUUCAGAGGAUAUCCUAACUUACUACCUGGUCAAGUACAGAGUCAGAUACCAUUCCAAACUUUGACCCAAAAUUUUAAUCCCUAUAAUAAGAUAUAUUACAAAUCUCAGCAUGAGCACCUAUAUAAAUCAGAUAAUCCCAGUAGUAAGGAUAUGAUAACUUUGAAUUCUAAGGAUUUGGACCACUUGUUAUUAUUUCCAAACAGAGGCUUUAGCUGGCAUGAUAGGAACAGUGCACUAUUAGAGCUGGUUUCAUCGGCAUGUAAUAACAGAAACAUCUUUGUGGAGACUUAUCCUAAACUGAUGAUCGUUCUCUUGGAGUUUUCAGUGUUCUUAGCAGGUUUUCCAAAGGUUUCAGACCAACUUGUAACCUUUCUGAAUUCUGGGUUUUGUACUGAUAUGCAGUUUCCGUAUCUUCUACAGAGAGUGGUAACCCAGCUGAGGAGUUUAAACAGAGGGGAUUUCGAUCUGCUAUAUGAUCUUAUAUAUCAGCAGAUAAUAGCAAGAGAUGAUCGAAUAGAAAGUGCAGAAGCAACUCUAAAGAUUAACACAACAGUACCAAAUGAAAAUAUGAGUUCAGUUUACUCUCCUACCUUCGAGGAUACCACAGCUUAUCUGAAGGAUUAUUUUAAAUCACCACAUAACCCUAGUUCCCUAAACCCAUCAAAAUAUCUAGUUGGCUCUAAUACAGUCAAGUAUAAAGAUGAUUACUUGAAGGAUGUUGAAAAUUAUAGAAUUAAGGGUUUAAAACAGGAGGAGGAAGAUAUUUAUAAAGGGAUUAAGAGUGAACAUAGAAUGUACUCUAGAAGGUUAUACACGUUUCCACUAGUAAACACAACAAAGGAGGUAAAGAAAGCUUUGAGUAACCUGGGAUUGGGAACAUCAAUUCCAUUUGGACUAGUUGAAGUAUCCUCACUGAUUUUUAAGCUGGUAGUAACACUAGACCCACUGUUGUCAAGCUCAGACUUAAACCUCAGAAUGCAGUUAGUAAAAGGUAAAAGUGAUGAUUUGAGUGGUGAAAAUAAUAAUAAUAAGGGUAAGAAGAUGAUGAAAGGAGUUGAGACGGAAAAUAGACUAAAUGUAAAGUUUGGAAAUCAUACGUAUUUGGAUGUACUCUUUAGUAUACUUUCAAAUCCGUACAUAGAUGGGACUGAGCUUUUGGUUGGAAGUUUAUUGAGGAGCAUAGCAUCAGUACAUGUAACAGACCAUAAAUCCUGUAAACUGUCAUUGGUUAAACUAACACAAUUACUCCAAGAACCUUCAAGUACACUUAGUAGGACGCUUAACUACUAUGAGUUAUCCAAUUUGAUGUACUGCCUUACAGCUCUGACACUAUACUUGCCCUUUCAGGAUAGGUACUCAAUAUACGAGGAUUACGAUUAUUUGUUUGAGUUGAUAAAAUACACUCUUUUGAUGUUGGAUACUGUGAUUUCAAAUACAUACAAGGGAGAUAAGAAGAUGUUCGGAAAGCGAGGUUCACUUGAAAGUGGGACUAAGAGAAGUCACGGUCAGUAUACGCUAGUGAUUGAUACGCUGAGUGAAGUUACAAAUUACCCUGAACUAGAUUAUUACGCAAUGCUAGACAACGUGUUCAACUUCAUGCUAAUAGUUUCCAAAGGACCUCUGGGGCUGUUAAAUAAGUCGAAAGCAACUCAGUAUUUGUAUGAACAGAUUUUACUCCCGGGAAGCUCAGUGACCUAUUUGCUAGUAAAGUGUGCAACAGAGGCUAAGUUGACAACAGCAGUAUCUUUAGUAUGUAACGUGUUUAAAAGGGAUUUCAUAGUGAUGUCACUGCACAAAAUUUCAAAGUUUAACCUGGAAAAUAAGUGUCCAAACUGUAAUUCUACAUGUGGACAAGACCAACUAGUACAUAAAAAUGUAGAGAAGAGAAGCACCAAAAAGUUCACAUGGUUUUUGAAUAAAAUACAACUUCUACAGGGUAAUGGCGAUGUAAGAUAUCAGGUUAAGAGUAUUCAGAAGAGAUCAGGCUGUGAUGUAUGUCAUAACGUGGAUUUUAAUCAGAGGCCACUGUCACUAUUGAUGGCACACGAGGCGUUUCUGGAUGCUUUAUCAGCUUAUUCACCGGAUUUGAAGUGUGAUUUCGUGGGAAACUUGUCUACAAGAGAUACUGAGUUGAGGAUCAAGACCUUGUACAUUUUACUCCAGUUUGUGAAUAGGAAUUGUAGUCUUUAUUUGAACAAUAAGUUGCUCACAAGGUUCAAGUGUUAUUUGAAUAAGGCGACUUUUGAUUUGUACAGCACUGGCAACUUUGGGGAUUCUAGAGACAGGGAAUUUUACUAUGUGAUCAAUGAUGUUGAUAUGGAAACGGAAGAUUUAAUGCUGUAUAACAAGCUGAGAAGGUUAGUUCACGUGGAUUUUGACCAGAUUUCUUCAUUUUCAAACCUCAGACAGAUGAACACGUGUACAUUCAAGGCCAUGGUGACGUACUUCUUUUCCCUAAACCCAGAAAUACAACUUAAGGUGGUUGAUGAUAGACUCUUUUUGAAUAUGGUGAAGGCAUGCAGACAGGAUUGGGAGGAAAACAGCUGGCACAAGGUGUAUAUGCUCUCAAUCAUACUAAACCUGGUUUCCAAAACGCAUUACUCCAAACUAUUACUGCUGACCUGGUCAUCAAUAUUUGAGGAUACAAACAACAUCAAAUUUGAAAGAAAUAACUACAACUACAACGUCAUACAGUACUAUAAACUGGCGUAUAUGGUGGAGAUUGUAACUACAUACUCGAGUGUUUUGAAUAAAAUACACACCACAAAUCCAGAGCGAGAUACGAGUUUUUCAUACGGAGAGAAUGUUAAACAUGGUUUAUUGGAUAAUUACGGAAGUUUAAAGGAUUACGAAAGUUUGGAGGAUUACGGAAGUAAUGAAAGAACAAUGGAACAAGACCAAAAGGAGAAUGUGGAAAUAUUAAGUUUAUUGGAGCGAGUAGAUUUGGAUUACACAGGUUUGGUACACAACGUGAUUGAUAACUUCUGUGAAUAUGAGACAGUUUUGUAUGAAAAUCUGGUUGAUCGCAUAGGGAAAUUUGAUAGUAAGAGUUUGAAGAGGGUUUGGAAUAUCAAUUCUUACCCAAUUCACAACAACAAUUUGGUGAUUAGGUUACUAUCGCAAAAUUCACCUGAAGACGAUGUUUAUGAAGAGUACUCGACGUUGGUGGAGAUGUAUAACAGUUACAUGAUUGCAUUUUCAUUUCUGUUUGAAAAGAUGCUUAAGAUGUAUGAAAGGCUGGAAAUGCUAAAGUUUGACGUUGUUUUUGACUACAUGGAGGGUCGUGAACGAGAUUAUGAGAUUAAGUUCAUGUUACAACUGAGUGUAGUGAAGAGAUUAUAUGCAAAUAAGGAUUUUAACGUGGUUGUCAACGUCCUGAUACAGCUUGUAAACUACUUGUUGCAAACUGAUAACAGCCACCCGAUUCUGAAGGCAAAGAUUUACAACGUGAUAAACUACUUCAUCACCAUAACAUCAUUUGACAGUGUUUAUAAGAAUGUUAAACAUAGUCCUUCAUUUGAAAAUAUGCAUAAUAGAAGUGGUGGGAGUUUUGGGAGCAUGAAUAAGUUUGUCAGGGAAGGAGAUAAUAUGAUAAUGAGGAUGUUGAUAUCACAUUUAUCACACCAGAGUAAUAAAAACACGAUUUUGAAAAUGUUAUUUGAGGAUUCAACAAGGAAUUAUCCAGUUUACCAUGAUAUUGAAGUUUUGGGACAUAUUUUCACAGGUUAUAAAUCAGUAAAAGUGAAUAAUGGAGCUGAAGUGGAUUAUAGGAAUGGGAUGGAACUUGAUUCAUCUCAGAACAUGAACCAGGUGGAUACGGAUAUGGAUUCAGAAAAUUUGGAAGAAGAUAUGAAGUAUUAUAGGUUUAGAUGCAUUGAGAGUUUAUACUUUUCAUUGGAGAAGAAGAACCCAAAUUGUACAGUAGAGGCACUGAAGCUGUUAUCAUCACUAAUUAGGGGAUUAGGAACAUUUGAAGCUAAUAAAGUAGAGUUUGACACAGGGACUUUGGAAUAUGGACUAGUAGGAGAAAUCAGUGUUGAGAAUUUGAAAGAGUUGGUGACGAACAGGCUUAUGGUUAACUUUUACCUGUGUAAUGAAUGUUUGUUGAACACACCAUGUACCCUUUGCACUGAGCUUUUAAUGGGAACACUACACGUGCUUCACAGUGUCUGCACACUACACCAAUUUAGCUCAUUUUGGUUCAGCAUUAAGGUUAACGAACACGAAAAUCUCUCUGACAUGUUCCUCAAGUGUACAUUUUUAUCAGUAUUCACUAAUAAAGCGACCACAGGGUUACUUCUACCAACCAUGUUCAUCCUGGAGCAUUUGUUAUCGACUACGUCAAUUAAGACUAGGAACGCUAUCAUCACAUGGCUAAAUCAGUAUUCUGAUCUAUUGCUAUCACAUACAAGUUCACUAUUAAACCAAGAUACUAAAUUGGAAUUGGAUGAUCAAACUCAGAGUGAUAAUGACCAGGAUGAAGGAACAGUUUACAUUUGUUGUCUGCUAAGAGUAUACAGGAUAACGUUCUUAUGGCUGUUGUCAGAUUAUAGAGCACUUAACAGAUACAAGGAUAACUUCUCAUUAAUACUGGCAGAUGUACACUGUAAGUUUCCACUAGCAUCUUCAUUGCCAAAGCUGGUACCAAGUCUUCUAACUCUUUUUUCAAGUCAUUUAGACUCAAGCCUAAACUGGCUUGCAGUGCUUUUAUGCCUACAAACGUUCUUCCCCGAACUGGGAGCUUUUGAAAUGAAUUUAAAUUUCACAUCUCAUGUGCCAAUUAAAACGAGAGCGUUAGAACUGGUUAAACUACUAUUCCAAGUAAUGCUCAAGUGUUCAGAACAGUUUUUGAAAUUCCUCCACUACUACUCCACCUACGUUAAUUACACCACUAGCUCAUUUUUAACAAGUAAUCUGGACUCUUUUAACCAAAUGAAUAAGAUUAAUGGAUUUAAUAACGUUAAUGGAGUAAACGACAUUCACCCAGUUUACACUUUUAAUGGAUACAAUCACGCUGGUGAACUAUUUUUAGGGCUGGAUGAGAGAUUGAGCGGAAUGCUGACGUUGAAGAUUGUAACUUUGGACUGCUGUGUGAUUUUGCUAGAGUAUAUUUUAUCACUAGUGAGUCUACCAAACGCGGUUGGAUUGAAUGAAAAUGCACCUGAAGUUAGUGUAUUUAACCCAGGAACAGCGCUGAAGUUGGAAAAUCCGGAAGAAAUUAGAAGAGUAAUUGAAAAAUUGGCUAAGGUAUGUACAGCAAACGGAGGUUCAGUACCGUCACAACCGAGAGUAAACUCAGUGGAAUUUUUAAAUCCACGCCAGUUGGAGCAAGUUCCAUCAUUCGUAAAGCAGUAUAACUACACACAUAGAACACUUUUUACGACACUUUUAACAAGCCUGUUGAACCUCGAUUCCAUACUACGACUGUAUACUUGAGAUUUUAUCAUUAAUUUACUAAUCUUCUUUAAAUUUA